CUCAUGCAUGACACAGAUUGCAUAAAGAUAUACAUAGUCAAAAAGACCAGGCCCAAUGUGAAGGUGUCACUAAAUGAUUGUAGAACAACAAACCAAAAAGGCCUAUAUUAUUUAGCAUACAAAAUCUGCAAAAGAAUCUGUAAAUAACUUAACUUCCCAGGGGUAACCUCGUCAUUCCGCAGACAACUUUUUUAUUUUCCCCUUGAGAAGACAAUCCAAGCAUCCCCGGGAAAUGGAGCAGCAAUCACAAUCGAGCCACCGCGAUUCAGCUGAUCCGUCGCCGUCAUCCACCGCAGACGAUGAGCACGUAGGCUCCGGUGGAGAAGCUAUGGCUCGAGGAUUAUCGGCGAUGCUAGAGUCCAUCAUCAAGGAGUUCGACUCAAAAGCCAAUGAUACGUUCAAAAGCCAAGACCAACUCUCCGGCUCACUCGAUCGACUAAUCCAAGAGCUUGAUCAAUUACUGGAGAAUGCUCCGUUGCCGUUCAUAGUACAACAUGCAGCGAGGAUCUCGAGCGUGAAACAUAGAGUUACGUCGAUGAAUCUGGUGCUUAAAUCUAUACAAAGGCGUAUUGAUAACAUCCAUCACACUCUCUCUAGUAACAGCAUGAUACAAGAGAAAACAGUCUCGGAAACUACUUAAUGACCAGAAUAAACACGAGUAGCUGUCUUAGUCGGGCUUCUUAAUUAUCAAUACAAAUGUAAAUAUACAUUUUGUAUUGUUCUUUUUUUUUUGUCAGCAUGUUGUAUUGUUCCAAACUCAUAUUCAUCACGAGACCUUCUUGUCUUUCAGAAGCUUAAGAUCACAUUGUCUGAACAAACUUAACUAUCUGUGAUUGGCUUAUUU
Eruca vesicaria subsp. sativa (arugula) is the source of this 844-nucleotide messenger RNA. The record is from the annotation of a GenBank genome assembly. Lineage: Eukaryota; Viridiplantae; Streptophyta; Magnoliopsida; Brassicales; Brassicaceae.